Cadophora gregata is the source of this 4030-nucleotide messenger RNA. It is a transcript of the gene MTG2, whose product is annotated as GTPase of the mitochondrial inner membrane that associates with the large ribosomal subunit. Bases 171 to 1817 code for a protein of 548 amino acids. Lineage: Eukaryota; Fungi; Ascomycota; Leotiomycetes; Helotiales; Ploettnerulaceae. Gene Ontology annotation, cellular component: mitochondrion. The transcript has a single exon. Gene Ontology annotation, molecular function: GTPase activity; GTP binding. The record is from RefSeq and is a predicted model, not a curated record.
ACAAGCUACCUACCAGCCACCCUCCACCCCACCUGCCCAUCACCUUUCCUACGGUGACCUGCAUGUCCUCCGAACCACCGCGUGCAGUGUGCUCUCAAAUAGUUAAAUAAAAAGUAUCAAACUUACCUACCUAGGUAGUCAAAGACAAUCACUCUAAACUCGGGAGGAGAAUGCCGCCACGGUGUUCGCAUCUUCAGGGCACGUUAACACCCUUCCUGUACCCCUUUCUUCUGUCUCAGACCUCUAAAUCAAAAUCAAUCUUCUUCCGACACAUUGUCAGGCGUACCCAAGGCCGCCAUGAAUCUACGACUCCUGUUCACCAGCUGCCCGAAGUAGGCUCACACCUCAAUCCUCCUCCCACCGACUAUUCUCGUACGAUAUUCACCGACCGUGCGACUGUGACAUUAUUUGCUGGUGGCGGUGGUCAUGGUUGUAUAUCAUUCCUCCGCGAGAAGUACAUCGAAGCAGGCCCUGCAAAUGGAGGCGAUGGGGGUACUGGAGGGAAUGUCUACAUCCAGGCAGUACGGGGCGAAACAUCACUACAUAAACUCGCGCGACGGAAUAUCUUGAAGGCUGGACGUGGGAAAAAUGGCCAAGGCAAAAGUCGAGGUGGAGAGCGAGGCGAUGAUAUUGUUGUACAAGUCCCAGUGGGCACUGUGGUCCGCGAAAUCGAGAGAGUUGACCCCGUAGCCAUUGAGGAGGAGAGACUGAAACUUGAAGCUGGAAAGGAAGAUGGCGUCGAUGGAAGCGGACCCUGGAAAUGGGAUCGAGAAAAGUGGUUACUCUACCCAGCGAUUACACCCGAGGACAUUGCAACAUCAGAGUUCCCUACGCUCCCUAGAGGAAGAAAGUCCGCUCUUAUGACGACUCAGGUAAAGGCACCUGUUUCGCUGGAUCUGAGCAAGCCCAUGGAGCGGCCUUUAUUGCUGGUUGCUGGUGCAAUGGGCGGGCUUGGCAACCCGCAUUUUUGUACCAAGACUGUGCCACGGCCGAAGUUUGCAACCAAAGGGGAGACCGGAACGAAGAUUGUUCUGGAGCUUGAAUUGAAGCUCCUUGCUGAUGUUGGACUUGUGGGACUCCCAAAUGCGGGGAAGAGUACUCUAUUAAGGGCUAUGAGUAAGAGUCGUGCCCGAGUUGGUGACUGGGCGUUCACCACUCUUCAGCCAAAUAUUGGCACCGUCGUAUUGGAUGACCACAGAGGUCGACCUUUGGCCACAGCCAGGUAUCAGGAUGGAGAGCCGAGAACGCACUUCUCUAUUGCCGACAUCCCCGGAUUAGUGGAAGAUGCGCACUUGGAUAAGGGACUGGGAAUCAGUUUCCUCAGACAUGUUGAGAGGGCUCGGAUAUUGGCAUUCGUGGUUGAUUUAAACAAGGGCGAUGGUAUAGCGGCACUCAAAGGGCUCUGGAAAGAGGUUGGCGAGUACGAACGCAUGAAGAUUGCAGAGGAGAAAGACAAAGCUGAUCCUAUUGUCCAAUGGAGUCCUUUCACCUCACCUGAGGAUGCUCUUGCUAAUCGCCAAGAAACAAUUGUGGUCAGCUAUGGGCCGACAUUUGAUAACCCCUUGGGACCUGAAUUGCCUAGCAUCGCUGGCAAGCCAUGGUUCGUGGUUGCUACGAAAGCAGAUUUUCCUGGUACGAAAGAGAAUUUCGAGAGUUUGAGGGCUUAUUUGGAAAAAGUCAAUGGAGGUGUGGAGGAGCAUCCUAGUGGGCAGAGGGAAUGCUGGGCUGGGAAGGUGGAGGCAAUCCCCGUCAGUGCUAUUAAUGGGCAUGGUGUGGACAAGAUUACGGAAUGGACGGUUGGCCUGCUGGAUAAUUAGAAGGACGAGCUAUAAGAUACGCUGCAAGAAGUGUAAAGUAUACGGACACAUCCUUGCCCCUAAAAAUAAAUUAAUAUUCAUCAGUGGGUGGUACGUGCGUCCCUUCCUGAUUGAAGUAUUCACUUGAGAAGUCUGUUCGUAUUGAUUUCAACACAAAUUGGUACUUCCAUGCUCCCUAAUCGCAUUGUCCUCUUCUCCUCGAAUUAUUUUCUGACUUGAUUCUUUGUCCCUCGCGCUGCACAAUAGCCGGCUCAUAUAUCCACUUCUUUCACGCGUCUUUCUCCCUUUUUGGCAUCUUCAAACAAACAUCACAGUUCUUCCUCACCUCACUCAACGGUCAAAGGUUGCUGUUUUGACAUGCUUGCUUUACAUGAUAAGCUCAGCCAGACAUCAAUGCAACUGGUCAAAGAGGACACUUCCUCGUGUUUACAGAAGAUGUAUCUUGUUGUUACGUAGCUGCAUAUUGUAUCUAUUGAUACGGAAAUGCUGACCCAUUAGCCUGCUUGUAUGUGGGAUAGGUCGAGUUUGUUUCGUUUCUCUUAUAAAAAGUGGCAAAAUCCGCAUUAUGGAGUCACGAAAACCUAAGACUUAGUCGGUCUUUCGUGGGCAUUAUGUUUGACUGAAAGUACCUCAAUAAAGUUUCAUCUGCGUUGGGCUGCUAAUUCAGAAGCUAUCCCGCGUAAACAAGAAUUGGCCAAUUAAGGCAAGGUGGUUAACUGCGGUAAGCUGUGGAUUUGUUAAAGUACUGCUUCAUGUAAAAUUUCUUAAUGCUGCACGAAUACUUAAACAGCAUUUCAAAAGACAGUCUGAAAGUGUAAGGUACUUUUUCUUAUUGAGUAUUAAGAAAUAAACUGUUUAUUCAACUGGUUGCAGUUUUCACGUGCCUUAAUCAGCAACUUUAUUUACGCUGAUAGAGGGUGACGAGUAGUGCUCGCAUAGGCCUGCUAAUGCUGUACGCAUAUAAAUUAGGGCUACCGAGGGUGCAACACGAAGGAGCAGUCGCCAGCAAGGUUCAGAUGAAAGUCAUGAGAGUUAUGUGUAAUCCGAAUUUCCAGCUUGCGAACUCGUGCUAAACAGUACUAGUUUUGGAACUCCCAAUCUUCUUCAAAGCGACAGUACUUGACAUCAGGGUUUCCCUUGAAUAUGUCAUCGUAUUUUUCGAUCGCCGUUUCCGGGCUCUCAGCCUGCUUGAAGUAGUCCGUACCUAAGCUUCGGAGAGUUGGGUUAUGCCACAUCGUUCUCAUCCAAGAAAGUGUUUUGGGAGAGGCAUGCAGAAGAGGCAGGUUGUAUGUUCUGAAUCGCUGUGACGUGAGUCAGUAAAUGCACUAGAGUGAGAUGGCAAUCAGAAAGACAAAGAAGUGUCAACUUUCCCAUAGAACUGGCCAGAAGAAUGCGUCCGCAAUCGAAAAACUGCCAAACAAAAACCCAUGAUCAUUCUCUCCAAGCACAUCAAGUCUCGCAAUAGUACUACCCCUAGCCUGGUCCCAUAAUGCGAGAAAGCGCUCGACUUCCUCUCUAGCCUGUUCCGAGACGGGAACUCUACCUUCGUACUUCGCCACAAAGUUUGUAUGAUAUGUAUUCCUGAUUUCUGCGAAACCAGAAUGCAUCUCGGCGACUGCGCUUCUCGCCAGAGCUCGAAGGUGUUGAUCUUUGGGCCAGAGGCCAAGCUCCGGGUACUUCUCAGCGAGAAAUUCGCAAAUGGACAGCGAGUCGUUAAUCUGGAGAUCAGAAGACAUUGAUAGAGGGGUCAGAAUUGGGACAAAGCCGCUUUUGGAGUGAUGUUUCACCUGAGGCAGAGUCAGCCACAUUGUUGUUUCAGGAAUAGCAGAUGACUUGUACAUCGACAAGCGGGAUGUAUGUUGCUUUGUAAGGAAUUCGAAAGUACUCGAGAACUGUUACAACCCGGGCUGUCCAGCCUGAUUUCCUUGAUUAGUCCUGGCUCGACGAUAUCAUGGCUAUGCUCACUAGAAUACCUGGUGUACGCGCCAAGAAGGUGGACUUCUGGCUCUCCAUCGAAAGGAAAGGUGACAGGCUCACUUCUCUCCAUGACUUCUUGUGCCCUUUCUUUUCAGGCUCCAAUGAAAGGAGUAUGUUGGAGGUCCUCAACAAAGAUACGCUGCUCGCUCUCAACCUUUGUAGAAACCGAAAUAUUGAUAAAGGCCACGAGAAGGGAUGGAAAGUAGGAGUCAACGAACCAGUGUUCACUCACGUAC